This is a messenger RNA of Glossina fuscipes, 722 nucleotides long. Its product is annotated as lysozyme-like. Lineage: Eukaryota; Metazoa; Arthropoda; Insecta; Diptera; Glossinidae. The record is from RefSeq and is a predicted model, not a curated record. The transcript is spliced from 3 exons. Bases 152 to 640 code for a protein of 162 amino acids. Gene Ontology annotation, molecular function: lysozyme activity.
AUAUAUAGGCAUAUAUAAGCUUCUGCAUAAUACUUUUAAACAAAACAUUUUACUAACUAAAAAAACGAUUUAAAAUUUAUCGGAAGUGUGAACUGGCUUUAUACGCAAAUUAUUGUUAAAUAUUAAAAAAUACUGGUAGAAAUAUCAAAAUAUGGCUAAUAAGACUUUCUACAUCCCUGCGUUAAUUGGAGUACUCUUUUUAUUGAGUUCUGUUACUGCGCAGGAAAAGCCGGUAACCGACAUUUGCUUAGGAUGUAUAUGUGAGGCUAUAAGUGGUUGUAACCAGACUGCGAUUUGCUCGGGCGGUGUUUGUGGUCUUUUUCGAAUUACUUGGGCCUAUUGGGCUGACGCUGGUAAAUUGACUUUGGGCAAUGACUCAAUCGAGCGAGAGCUUGACUAUUCUAACUGUGUAAACGAUCCAUAUUGCGCUGCUAAUACCAUACAAAAUUAUAUGACACGUUUCGGUCAAGAUUGUAAUGAUGACAAGGUCAUCGAUUGUUAUGAUUACGCUGCUAUUCAUAAAUUGGGCGCAUAUGGCUGUAGAGGGGAUCUGCCUCAUCAAUAUUAUCAGGUUUUGGAUACAUGUUUGAAAUACCAUCAAAGUGGUAAUCACUUGGACGUACGCAGUGAUGCCAAGUGAAAAAUUUGCUAUUAUUUGUUAAAUUUGUUUAAAUAGUCUUUCAAUUUGAAUUUAACAUUUAUUAAUAAAGUCUAUGAACGUG